Molecule: messenger RNA, 6217 nt
Organism: Drosophila santomea
Lineage: Eukaryota; Metazoa; Arthropoda; Insecta; Diptera; Drosophilidae
Exons: 4
Coding region: 820-1821 (333 amino acids)
Biological process (GO): regulation of cell differentiation
Cellular component (GO): membrane
Source: RefSeq, a predicted model, not a curated record
GCAGCGGGCAGCAGUUGAACCACCGAAACCUACAGCACCAUCAGCAGCAGAGCAGAGCAGACAGAGUAGCUGUAGCCACAAGAAAACAGGAGCCCUGCCCUUUGAUCCGCAGCAUCCAACAACUACAACUACAGCAACUGUCACCACAAUGCUCCAUUGCUCCACUGACAACUGACCCAGCUGCAACCGAUUAACUGGCCAACUGGACAGACGGCGGAGCAUCGCUAUUCAUAAGGCGUCCAUGCUCGUGGUCCACUUGGUGGACGCGGAUGCGAGAGGAGCAGAUACCUCGGCGGCAGAGCAAAAAAUCGGAAAAUCGGAAAUCUAAUUAGCGAUGUCAGUGUCAGUAAUGCAAAUCCAUUAAUUUCCAGCUAUCGCAACAACAACUUCUCGACAAACAGUCGUUGCUAAAGUCCUAAAGAGCCACGAGAAUCGGGAAAAUUUAACGCAAAAAAAAAGAAAAAGGGAAAGCACUUUCCCUUCGCUGUGUGUGUGUCUGUGUGUGUAGGUGUGUCGCUGUGUCGGUGUUUCGCUGUGCUGUGGUAUUAGUGUGCCGCUGUGCGUGAGAGUUUGUGUGGGUGUGUGCGAGUGCCUGAUAACUCGAGCCUGGUGCUGACAUCACUUUCACUGCGAAAGCGAGCUCGAGAAAGCAACCUGGAGCCCGGGAAUCUGCCAAUCGAGCCGCACGGCAACAAAAUCAAUUAAACUACCAAUACUGCACGACAACCGCCAGAACAACAAAGCUGCCAAGAGCCAAUUAUCAAGGAAAAGCGAAAGAAACAGAAGAAACAGAAGAAGGACGAGCCCAUCGCAGCCAAGAUGUUCUCCAUGUGCACCAAAGUUAAGUCGCGGAGUGAGGAUCCGGACAUCUCGUUCAUGCACCAUUCGCAGUCGCAGCAGAUGCAGCAGUUGCAGCAGCCCCAAGUGAUGGGCACUGGCGGAAAACAAAUCAAGGGAGGCUAUCUACUGCGCUACAAAAAGCAAAUGUUCUGGAACCGCUGGGCGGAGGAAUGGGUGGUGCUGUACGACGACUCGACCAUGGCCUGGUUCACGGAGCCGGGACGCUCCUCGCCGACGGGAAAGAUUCUGGUGAAGGAGGCGCCCGAGAUGCUGGCCAUUGCCCACUGGACUGGGCAGAUACCACGUCGUCCGCCGUUGCCGGCGGGUGUGAAUGUGUCCCAGUUGAUUGCCCUCGGAUCGCAGCGCAAGCGAUCGAAGGUCUACUGGAUGCUGGCCAAGUCGGAGGAGGAGGUGAGCGACUGGAUCGAUGCGAUUACCAAGACGCUGCCGCCGCCACCUCAAAUCGAGCUGGUGGUGGACAAGCCGCACCUGAUGAACGUGCUCCGACGUCCGCUGGUGCGCAUUCGACCGGCCACCCAGUCGGAGGUGAAGCAGCGCAAGGCGGCGUCCCACGGAGCCAGCGGCAGUAAACACCACCGCUGCUCUACGGCGAUUUCCACGAAGUUGUACCGGCAGACCCAGGAUCCGCUGGUGAAGAGCGACGCGGCGGUGGCCAUUCUUAGCAAAAAACCGGACUCAAAGGCCUCGCUGGCCUGCGCCCUGCCCUGGGGCCACGGAUGGGGAUGGGCCACACUGCCCAACGGCGUUUGGAGCGGCGGACUCACCUGGUCGCAGUGCGAGGACACCUUCACCCUGCACGCCCUGCCCACCACCCACUGCACCAACCUGAUCGACACCUCCUGCAGCGGAGCAGUGUACCACACCGACAUCGGCGGCUUUGACUUUCACUCGUCGGGCGUGGAUGACAUCGGUGGCGAGGAUUUCGACUAUGCCAUGGACUGCGGUGAUUUCAUAUUCUAAACUUCCUAUAUCACAACAUAUUCAUCCACACGGCGCGCAGGACCCAUUCCUCCUUGCCAUUUGCACAUUUUUGUCUUCGAUUGGAGGAAACUCAGCAACUGGUAGUCGCUUGGGUAGUAUUUAAUAUUUAACGAUGCUUUCGUUACCCUCAGAGUUUUAGGUGCUCCUAAAUGUAAGGGAAACCGCACGCCCCAUCUUCCUUGUUCCAGUCGACCUCAUUGCACAACUAACCGCGAUUUUCCUCAGUGUGCUGAAUUAUAUAUACAUAGUUUGGCAUAUGUAGGUGUGCCUACAGCUGCGGCCAGAGAAGUAACCAAGCAUAUUUCGAUUCGCCAUCAUGGCUACAUGAAAUUCGAGGAAGUGAGAGUCAAGAUUCCAAUUCCUCAAACUUUGGAGUUAUAUUAUUUUACAAAAAAAAAUAAUUCUUUAGUUCGCCAAAAAUUUGGUAUACAUUUUUAUAAUAUUAGAAUUUAUUAAACAAAUUAAAAAAAAUUUUUAAAACGACCGAAUUGAGUCGAAAUUUAUUUACAAAUUAAAUAUUUUACAAAUGCCAGUACUAUUAUGGCCGCAGCUGUGGUUGAUACACGUGUGUCUGUGUAUUUCCCAUAAGCCGCAUACUCGCCAACUCCCGACCCACAUAUGCCAACUGCCACCCACCACCCACCGCCCACUGGCCACAGCACCCCAUUCAGCCACCCACACAACCGCAAUCAGCCGUCGCAGUCGCAAUCGCAUUCGCAGUUGCAGUUGCAGUUGCAACAACAAGCAUUUGAAAUGCGAAAACAUUUUUGCAUCGCGCAUAUAAGUAGGCUACAAAAAAUAUUUUCGCACUCGACGAGCGAAGAAAUUACAAUAAAUAAUGCAGAUAGACAGACACAAGGGGACAACUAAAUUAAUAACGAGAAAACAACAACCGCAAGAGAUUGAAAUACUUUUGUGUAUUUUGAGACUUUUGAAAUUUAUAUUGAUGCAAUUUGUAAUGAAAACUCUUUUCAAAUUGUUUUGCCAUGAUUUUCUAGAAUUUUUGAAAUCGAUAAUAUUAACCGCAAACCGAAUUCGGAAACAGAAGAACAACCCACACCCCGCGUUCCCAGCAAAACCCAUUUUUGUGUGCAAAUUUUUGAAACAUUUAUACAGAUACAGUGCGCGUUAAAUAAGUCGAUCGAGAAAUCGAUUCAAAUUUAAAAUAAUUGUGUAAAAGAUAAACACACAAAAACCAAAAAAAAGGGAGACAACCCCCGAGAAUAUAUUUAAAGUGGCGCAUAGCAAUUUUUAUAUAGCAUGUUAAACAGAAAUGAUAGUAAACAGGAAAACCAGGUAAAUAACAAGUAAUUAACAAGGUAAAAAACAAACUCUAUUCGUAAAACAGCCACACAGCCUAGUGUAAGUGCUAGCACCUAAGGCAUCCGAUUGUUAGAUUGGUUUUCGAAACUAACUCACUCAGAUCGACAUACCCACCCGUACUGAUGUAAAGUUUAUAAAAUAAAUCAAACGAAACACAGAGACAAGUUAGCAGCCCAGGAAAAAGCACCGAGCAUAAGGCAAAAGAUGUGCAAACAAAUGUGUAUGCACGAGUAAUUAGUGUUAAGAGUCCAUUAGCUAUCACGGACAUUUGGGAGCGGAAUCACCAGUAAUCACCCCCAUCGAUUCGAUUUUGAAUUUGAUUUUGAGAAACUUUCGACACGUCAUGUGCGAAAGGGAAACGCCGCUACGAACACCUUGAGAAAACUGUAAUUGUAACUAUGUUAGGGUAUAUAGAAUCUAGGAUAAGUCGGGCGCCCGUUAGAGCCACACAUAAAUGAUAAAUAUGAUAGAUGUAUGUAUGUACAUACGUACCGUAAGAAAGUGCAGGUUUUCGAAAUGUUGCAUAGCGCUGAAGCAUAGCAUCGCGAAUAUUAUGUAAAAUACGGGUAAAAGGACACUCCAGUCCCUGCGCAUCUGUUGCAUGUCCUUGUACGUGUGCGUAUACUUAUAAACCACUAUAUAUUUAUGUACAACAGUAAUCAAAGUCAAGCUACACGAAUCGAAAUAGGAAACAAAACCGGAACCGGAACCGUUACCGGAAACGGAAACCCUAACCUGAGCCCACAGCCUUAGCUAUCAUACUCAUCACCCGCUACAAAUCCUUUAUGGUGUCUACGCAUAUGUAAUGUAUCUGCAUGUAUACAAAACACAAUACACAAUACCUAUAGCUAUAGUCGGGAGAGGCGAUCGGCAGCAUUAGAAACGUACGUAAUAUAGAACCCGCCACGUAACAUAAUUAUAUGUAGACUAAAAGACUUAAGCAAUUGUCGUUUAGACGUUAAAUUAGAGCGCAUUGAAUGUUGGCUUAUAGUUCUAGAUACCGAGCGAUUUAGGAGCGGGCGUUAGGAUUCAGGGGAGCGUUAGGAACAUAUUAAGGAUAUCCUCACCACAAUGUUUUAGUCUGAAGCCUAGCCGAAUCGAAAUCGAAACCGAAUUCGGAAUUUGUUAGCGAGCGAGUUGAACCGCGAAACCAAAACUAAAACCAAACCAAACCAAUACCAAAAACAAAUGGAAAACAAAACGAAAAUAAACGUAAAGUAAAUCAACCUUGGACAAUCACGCAUACGCAUGUAGGCAAACUGGAUUAAAUAAUGUAUGUAAAUUAUUUAAGCCCUGGGUAGGCAGCAAAACAAAAAAAAAGUACCGAGGAUGGCUUGUAUGGCAUAGUCCUAGCACGUCCAGCAUAGAAUCCUUAAGGGCUCCGUGAACUUAACUAAUCUAAAAAAAAAAAACACAUACAAAACCAAACAAGUUCACAUUCGAUUGAGGCCAAUAGCCAGGUCAAGCUUCAAUUAAAUGUCAAUCCCCAAGCUCUUCAGUUGUACCGAGAAGUAUUUUUGUAAACUUUAUUAGAAACACCGAAAUCUAAAGCGAAACUAUAGUAAUAGCAAAAAACAUGGAUGUUUUAAAACGGAAAUUAAGCAAACGCAAAACCAAAGUAUACUUUAGAGGCAAUUUUUGUAGCAUAAUUGUACACUUAAACUGCAUUUCCGAUGUUAGCUGAACAACCGUAUAUAUAGAGUAUAUGUAUAUGUAUAUGUAUAUGUAUAGAGUAUAGAGUAUACAGACACCCACUUACGAGCGCGAAUCGAGCGAGAUACGCCCGUUUUUAUUGUGCUGCGCAUUUUCAGCGGUCGGCUGAACUGUGAAUACGAGUAGUGUCCUAGAUAUAGGUAUAAUCGGUACAAAGCAGGUGUGCAAGCCGAACUUGAUGUUACCGAAUUAUGAAAUUGUAGAACGGAAAUCAGACGAUCCGAGGACAACCGGAAGCGGAAGCGGGCCUCCCGCCAUCCGGACAUCUCGGCAGACGUUGCGUAUACGCCCCGGCGGUCGCAGCAGCAACUCACAAUUAUACUAGUAAGUUCGCGUUGCUUGUUAUCAGUGUCGUUGAUGUUGAUGUUGAAUUGAAAUUGAAAUUGAUAUUGAAUUGCCGUGUCAUUGUUAACCGUAUUCAAAUUGUAAACCGACUGCGUCGGAAUUAGCUGUUAUUGGGAACCAAGCGAGGCGACUUAGCACGGCAGCGCACUUAUCGACCUACGCAGGAGACAAAUUAUACAAAUUAUACAAGCAUAUUCAUAGGUGUGUGCAUAGUACCCACAUAUUUACAUAAGUUGGUCUAAGUUCUCGAACCACCUCCACUCCAACCACCAGCCAAGUGGCCAAGUCGGGAUCUUUUAAUGCGCAUCCGGCGCGAGGCCUGGCCGGAUCGAGUACCUCCAGUUUCCACACAGAACAGAAACUAGCGAAGUAAUCACGUUAUUCUAUAGAUGUGUCUGUGUCUAUAAAUAUACUUUGUAGACGUUUACUCGCCAGACGCCGCCGAGCUCGACAAAAAAACUAACCAACUAACUAACACCCAUUCAGCCAGAAGCACAAGAUCUCUUCAGAUGCGGGUUACACCCACUCGAGCCCGGUGCAAGUGUUGCCACUCUCUUGGCCAACUGCCCAACUCAGUUGGCCAAGUUAAGAGAGCGGCACAGUUCGCUCUCAUAUGGUUUCAAAACCGCAGCCCAAAACAAGCGAACAAUGUACGAAAAAUGAUUAUGAAACGUUGAGCAAAUAGACGCUAAGCGAACAGCAAUGAAGCCAUUAAAUGAAUCAGCCAACGAGCCAAAUGCGAAGCCUAAAUACCCUGUACAAAUGAAUUUCAAUGAAUUUGUAUCUUAAUUUAUUUCAACCAAUUAGUUCUGGCAUAUCACAUAAAUCAUUUUUCGUAAUGGCAAGUCAAAAUUGUAAUUGUAUACUGUGUAUCUGCCUAAUUAUGUUUAAUUAACAGAUAGAAAAUUUGUUCAAUAUGAAAGCUGUAAGCAGAUUGGGUAAUCGUUAUUAUAUAUAUUUUGCGGGAUUUUGCGACCCUGUGUAUCAUUUUAUU